Messenger RNA from Fonsecaea monophora, 1611 nucleotides. RefSeq lists its product as hypothetical. The coding region runs from base 1 to 1611 and encodes 536 amino acids. The transcript is spliced from 2 exons. NCBI's taxonomy places the organism in Eukaryota, Fungi, Ascomycota, Eurotiomycetes, Chaetothyriales, Herpotrichiellaceae. The record is from RefSeq and is a predicted model, not a curated record.
AUGGUCCUUGAUCCACUCUCCGCCAUCGGCCUGGCCGCAAAUAUCGUGCAAUUCAUCGAUUUCAGCCGGCGGCUCAUUUCAGAUGCGAAGGAGAUAUAUCAUUCUACAAACGGAGUAACAACAGAAAAUGUUGAGCUCCAGGACGUCGCCGAGAGCCUCUCACGUCUCAGCUCAACGCUGUUGAAUCCUCUGGAUCAGUCACAGGCAGCUGUUUCCCAGACCGAGGCGGAGAUUGUCAAGAUCGCGGCCGCUUCACGUGUUGUUGGAGAUGAGCUCCUAGCAGCCAUCCAAAGCCUCACCGCCGGUGACGGCUCGCACAAGAAAUGGCGAAGCUUUCUCCAGGCCCUCAAGACGCUUUGGAAAAAGGACAAGAUUGCCAAACUAAGAAAGCGGCUCGAGGAUGCGCGCAGCAACUUGUCCGUUCAUGUACUCUCAUACAUAAGUGUGCGUCAAGGACAGGCUCUUCAAUCUUUGGAAGAUGCUCGAGCGCAAUAUCUCGAGAUCGACUCAAUGAGCCUACAGAGACUUGAUCCCAUACUUGAAUCGCUCCGCAACCUCGUACAAAGUACGCAGGACAUCACAGGCGAGCAUUUGACUCGUAUUGAUCAAAGGCUGCGCAGCUCGGAUCACGAAGCAGAAAGUUUGCGGAAGGGAACGACCAUCUUGAAAAGUCUGAUAUUCGAGCGGAUGGCUGCGAGGUAUUCUGCCAUUGCUGAAGCGCACAAGGAUACAUUCAAAUGGAUCUUUGAGCCUUCUCGGUGGGCGUCUUCCGAUCCACGUUCCGGCAUAAGAUUCCAAGAAUGGUUAACCCAUGGUGAAGGUAUCUACUGGGUCUCAGGCAAACCCGGUAGUGGCAAGAGCACUUUGAUGAAGUAUCUUUACAAUUGCUCGGAGACGCUGCAACGCCUUGAAGCCUGGGCUGAUGGCAGUCGUCUUGUUACCGCCGGAUUCUUCUUCUGGAUCUCCGGGAGCGACAUGCAAAAGUCUCAACUCGGUCUACUUCGACAGGUUUUGUUCGACAUACUCAAAACGUUUCCCGAAUGGAUCCCCAUCAUCUGUCUAGAAAGAUGGGCAACAUCUCGACAUGGGUUUCAAGCCGAAUGGACCAUGCUAGAGCUCAACGAAGCUUUCAGGAGACUGAGCCGCCUGACCACACGCUAUGGAAACCCUUCAAAACUCUGCAUUUUCGUUGACGGUCUAGACGAAUAUGACGGCGAUCCAUUGGAUAUCAUAAAAACAAUAAAGAACAUCGCUCGAAUCGACAAUGUCAAAGUUUGUGUUUCUAGCAGGCCGUGGAACUGCUUUGAAGAUGUCUUUGGCCAGGAUCCUCGAAACAAAUUAUACCUACAAGACCUUACAAAAAACGACAUCGCCCUCUACGCGAGAGAAAAGCUGGACGAAGUAGCAAACUUUUCAAUGAUGACAACAGAAGUCGCCCAGAUCAAGAGGCUGAUAUCGGAAAUUGUGUCGCGCGCCCAAGGAGUUUUCCUCUGGGUCUACCUCGUCACACGAUCUCUCAAGGACGGCCUUAUCAACGGCGAUUCUCUGGCUCUGCUGUACGAGAGGGUGUUGGAGAUGCCGAGUGACCUUGAGGAAUUUUUCGAGAAAUGA